AUGUCGGAAUACUGGAAGUCCACCCCCAAAUACUGGUGCAAGCACUGCAGCGUCUACGUCCGCGACACCAAGCUCGAGCGCAGCAACCAUGAGUCCACCGGCAAGCAUCAGGGCGCCCUGAAGCGCUUCCUCCGAGAUCUUCAUCGCGGCCACGACCGGGAGGAGAAGGAGAAGGAGCGGGCCAAGCGCGAGAUCGACCGGCUGAACGGCGUCGUGGGAAGCUCCAGCGGCAGCGGCAGCGCCAGUGGCAGCAGUGCAGGUCCCAGUUCCAGCGCCCCGCGACUACCGGCAAAUGCGCGCACGACAGAGACCCAGCGCCAGAAACAGUGGGAGCAGCUGGCCGAUCUGGGCAUCGAUGUCCCGACGGAGCUCCGAGGCGAUAUGGCCAUGGCAGGCGACUGGCAAGUCACCAACAUGCGCGUCGUCGACGACACCCCCAAGACGGACGAGAACGGCAACCCCAAGGUUGACGCCAUAGCCACCGGAGUGCGGAAACGCGUGAGGAAGGAGGGCGAGGAAGAGGAAGAGCAAGCCAUGGCCGGUCUCUUCAAGAAGCCCCGGAAAUGGGGCCGCGAUACGAAACAGGCUCCGGAAGAUGAUGCCGAGCUGGACGCCCUGCUGACUGGUUCCCUGGCGCCCAUCAAGAGCGAAGAGAAGAUAAGGGCCAAGAGUCCCGCGGAGACCAAGCUCAAGAAAGAGGAAGACCAUACCCCAGUGAAGGAUGAGCCAUCAGAAGACGAUCGCGGCGUCCCUGAUAUGGUCAAGGCAGAGCCAAGAGCCACCAGUGAUACCUUGGUCAAGCCUGAAGAGGCUUCGGAGGCCGGCGGUUUUGAUGUUCCCGCCGUUGUUUUCAAGAAACGCAAGCCAAAAAGCAUACGCCAAAAGUAG
Molecule: messenger RNA, 888 nt
Organism: Neoarthrinium moseri
Lineage: Eukaryota; Fungi; Ascomycota; Sordariomycetes; Amphisphaeriales; Apiosporaceae
Exons: 1
Coding region: 1-888 (295 amino acids)
Biological process (GO): mRNA splicing, via spliceosome
Cellular component (GO): precatalytic spliceosome
Molecular function (GO): RNA binding; zinc ion binding
Source: RefSeq, a predicted model, not a curated record